AUUUACUUUUCACACCACCUACAUUUUUCAUACAUAUAUAUAUAUAUACCCUUAACCACCCUCUUUCUUCUCAGCUUGAGGUUCCUUUCUUCAAAGAGAACACCAAGCUUCAACCAAAAAAUUUCACAAUCCAAUUCCAAAAACUUUAGCAUAUUCAAUAAGUGGCAAAUUCGUAAUUUUCAUCAAUAUGAAUUCCCUUACUACACCGUCUUCCAAUUCCCUUACCUAUCUGAACCGGGUUCGCCCCUCGUUAAACCGGAUCGGUUCAGCUCCAACGAGAAUAAGCGUUAAAUGCGGAUACGGUUUUGAAUUCUCCACCGGUUCAAACCGAGCCGAUUGGCAAAGCUCAUGCGCUAUUUUAUCAAGCAAGGUAAAUUCACAGCGAGAUGAAUCACCGGUCACCGGAAACGACCAUGUCUCCGCCGUCAACGGCCACAACAACGCCGUAACUGAUCUUCAGCUCGUCCCAAUCGGAAACAAUAAAUCACUUCAACCAAAGCCACUUAGCAUCACCGACCUAUCUCCGGCACCGAUGCACGGCUCAACUCUCCGUGUCGCGUACCAAGGAGUUCCCGGUGCAUACUCCGAAGCCGCUGCCGGAAAAGCUUAUCCGAACAGCGAAGCCAUGCCGUGUGAUCAAUUCGAGGUAGCUUUUCAAUCGGUAGAACUCUGGAUUGCUGAUCGUGCAGUCCUACCGGUUGAAAACUCCCUUGGAGGAUCUAUCCACCGAAACUACGACCUCCUCCUCCGUCACCGCCUCCAUAUCGUCGGAGAAGUUCAGCUCCCCGUCCACCACUGCCUCCUCGCACUUCCAGGAGUCCGAAAAGAAUAUUUAACACGCGUGAUUUCGCAUCCACAAGCAUUAGCUCAAUGCGAAAACACGUUAACAAAGCUCGGCCUCAACGUAGCGCGUGAGGCCGUUGACGAUACAGCUGGUGCCGCGGAGUUUAUUACUGCAAAUAACCUCCGCGACACUGCUGCUAUCGCCAGCGCACGCGCUGCAGAGCUUUACGGAUUAAAUAUCUUAGCUGAUGGAAUACAAGAUGAUCCAAAUAACGUGACACGGUUUGUUAUGUUGGCAAGAGAACCCAUUAUUCCAAGAACCGAUCGUCCUUUCAAAACAAGUAUUGUUUUUGCUCAUGAUAAAGGAACUUCAGUGCUUUUUAAAGUGCUUUCAGCUUUUGCGUUUAGGAAUAUCAGCUUAACUAAGAUUGAAUCUAGGCCUCAUCGUGGCCGUCCGAUUCGAGUUGUGGAUGAUGAAAGUGAAGGAACAGCUAAACAUUUUGAGUAUAUGUUUUAUAUUGAUUUUGAGGCUUCUAUGGCUGAGGUUAGGGCACAAAAUGCACUUGCUGAAGUUCAAGAGUUUACAUCUUUCUUAAGAGUUUUGGGGAGUUAUCCUAUGGAUAUGACACCUUGGAGUCCUUCUUCUACUUUCUCAUAGGGGAGAUUUGCUUUGAUAUUGAUCUUAGUUAAAUCUUGAUAUAAAACAAAAAUUAAAAUAUAUAGUGUGUCUUACUCUUAUCAUGUUAAUUGUUAUAAAAGUUCAAAUUUGUGAAGGAAAAAAAUAUCCAAAAUUGUUUAAAUA
Molecule: messenger RNA, 1585 nt
Organism: Medicago truncatula (barrel medic)
Lineage: Eukaryota; Viridiplantae; Streptophyta; Magnoliopsida; Fabales; Fabaceae
Product: arogenate dehydratase 3, chloroplastic
Exons: 1
Coding region: 188-1441 (417 amino acids)
Biological process (GO): L-phenylalanine biosynthetic process
Cellular component (GO): chloroplast; cytoplasm
Molecular function (GO): arogenate dehydratase activity; prephenate dehydratase activity
Source: RefSeq, a predicted model, not a curated record